This is a messenger RNA of Perkinsus marinus ATCC 50983, 4071 nucleotides long. RefSeq lists its product as hypothetical. The transcript has 7 exons. Bases 1 to 4071 code for a protein of 1356 amino acids. Lineage: Eukaryota; Perkinsozoa; Perkinsida; Perkinsidae. The record is from RefSeq and is a predicted model, not a curated record.
AUGGGCUCAUUAUUCAGCAGAUGGAGACCAGUAGAGACGCGUGAGGAAGAGGAAGAGGAGGAGGAGGACCACAGCAUAGAGAUGACCACUCCAGAGGUGGAAGAGGAAGAAUCCGAUGAGGAAAAGAUGCAACGAUUGAAGACUCGGUGGCAUCGGAAACGACAGUGUCAAACUGAGGAGGAUCUCAGUGACUUGUUAGAAUUCGUGCGCAGGUCAUCGGCAAUCGACUGGCAGUGGCUCCUCACUGAGUGGUGUCGAAACUUAUCUUUCAUGACUGCUGAUGGUAACGUGAACAGCGCAGUGAUGAAUUCCGUGGAGGAGGUGUUGGAGGCAGCACCAGAUGCUGCGGCUGAGGCGACUGGCAAGAAAUUAGCUCAGCGACUGCGGCUAUAUAAGUUGCUUACCAAUGGAGAGUCCCCGCCUCUCUCGAGAGUACUGCCUUGGAAGGAGUUGUGUUCCAUGACCGACGCCGGUGUUUGUGUUUUUCUGGCUGCUGGUCAAGAGUUAGAAGCCUUGGCGCAGACUAUCACACCUUCUGUGUCUCGUGCGAACUGGUGGUCCAUAUGCAACGCCUAUCCACUGUGGCAAGGCUCUAUGAAGCCGAUGUCGCUAGUCAGUGUGCUCAUGCCCUCGGCUGUGAAGGGCUGUCGGGUUUCGCCGCCAUCUCGAGAGUCAUGCGUUGCGUUUUACUUGUAUCGGGCGUGGGCCCAAGUCCACUAUGCUGGGCAACACGGGGCCGCCUUGGAGACCCUAGCAAUAGGAGUAAGGCUGCUGAUGGGCCAACAGAUACCAUCCCGGCCUCAACAGCUGAGUCUUCCCACGAAGCUUCGGGCCCCUCCGGGCCCUAUGGAGGCCCUCCUUUAUGGAUUAUAUAAACUCAUAGCCCAGCAUGCACUACAAGUGUCCGUCUAUGGUCAGGAAGUGCCAUCAUUCGAGGAGUGGAUGGGCCUGAGUGACUCCCAGCGUAUUGCGAGGGUGAUAGAAGCUUCGAAACCGGGGAGUACUGGGAAGGAACUUUUCGAACAAGCGUUGCCUUGCGAUAUUCCGCCGAUCCCCGCCCCCAAUGCAGAUGUGAUCAGCGCAGUCUACGGUUCAUCACCGGACGCGCUGCCAUCAGGUCUGUUGGAGGCCUGUGCAUCGACAGUGGCGGUCCCUAUCGACUCUAGCGUGAUGGAGUAUCUUGAGGCCCGAAUUGAAUCCACUCGAGAUCCUGAGGAGGCAGCUGAGGUUGUCCAUCGGGUCGCAGAUGUGGUGUGUGCCUCUAACCCCACUUUGAAGCCCCAGGACAGGAUCAUCCGCUCAACGGCUCGGCUAGUACAGUUCGCCGUAAAUAGUGUUUAUAACAGUCGCUAUGCCCCGGCGGUGGCAGUUCACGCGUAUGUAUCUAAUAUUUACCAAUCGUUGCCAACGAGCGGCGCGGGUAUCCCCCGAGGGGUUAAAGAGGAGGCGUGGACGAAGCUGAUGGCAAGGGCCGAUCGUCUGGAUGCUCAUACGACUUGUGCUGAACUCAUGGACUCUAACUUUAACGUGGUGUGUUCUCGUGUUACUUUCCGCUUUAUGGAAGUCUGCAGCGGCGGUACGGCUUCCAUGACUAUCGCAGAGAAGGAGUACGCGAGUCGGCUGAUUGAUGGUAUGGUCAUGGAGGCUGGCUCGAAGCCUCGGAGUGAGCUCUUCUGGCAACGCCUCCUCGACAUACUCCUGUACAUUGUCAAGCAUGCCCUAUGUGAGGCUGUUGAAAUAUCGCAGGUUUACGGUGCAUUUUGUGACCAACUCGUGGGUCAAGACAGUUUGCCUGAGGCGCUAUCGUGGGCGGUUGGAAAAUGGCGUCACGAGAGCGGCGAGGUUGACGACUGGGUUGCCGAGGCGGCCAUCAGAGCCAUUGACUCAGCAGAUGCCUUGCGGUAUGACAUUGGUAUCGAACGAGCCCGACGGCUGUUGAAGCUUGGUGAAACUUCGCGCGCCCGGAAAUUGUCAGGGCUGCUGGACAUAUGUGCGUUGGUUUUCGACCUGUUAUCGUAUAGGGAGUACAUUGGGGGGAAGUUGGUCGGGCAAGCGGUGAACGUCGUGUUGAAGGCGACAGCACCGAAUGCUCGGGCUUCCUUCCGAGACUUUGCGUUUUCUACUCCUCAUGAUAUCAGAAUGCUUCUGGCCACUCACACUCCUGACGAGGCAGCUUUCAAGUUGCUCAAUGCAGUAGUGGCUUAUAAUUCUCAAUCGUUGGGCAACAGUGAGGGCCUGAGGGAACUUAGUGAGAGUAUUAGUUAUGGAUCUUGGUCUCGAGCGGGUCUGUUGCUGGUGUGUCAAUAUAGCUUAUCGGAUGGCCGGCUUGCUGAGGCGGUAGAGUAUAUUGAACAGCUCCAGGCGGCUGGGUAUGGCAAUUGUUGGCGACUCGCUGCUGCUGUUAUUCAAAGUGGUGGAGUUGUGGAGAGCGAUGAGUUCAAGAACAUGAGUAGGAUGAUCGCUGAUGGCGCCACGACGUGCAGCGAGGAUGAUGUUUUUGAUGUUAUUGAGGCAGUGAGAGUGACAAGCCAAUAUUUGAAGUCGGAAGCUGGCAUUAGUUUGCCGUUACUCUCGGAUGACGCGGAAUGGGCGGAGACUAUUCCGGAUUGGCCACCGAAGAACUUCCAGGAUCUCAAGGUUGACUACACCCUCCCAGGUUCGAUCCUCGGUGGGGGCAUUUUUUCACAGGAGGGCUGUGACGUGUCUCGACUAAGGGAUCUGUGUACGACAGUGAGGGAUAUGCCACAGAGUUCAGUCUUAUCGGAAUACUCGAUAUCACGGGACGGUCCCAUCGUGGACGCCGCCAUAGGCCUCCUUGCUGACGAUAUAGAGAUUGCUGGUAUGUUACUAAGGCUUGGGUCUCGUCCUGUGGAGGUUGAUGAUAAGCUACUGUGUCCAGUUCUGAACAACGAUGUGAUCUCACUCACUGACAAAAGACGCGUAGUGGCUUUCGUGAAGUCACUUAGUGUUCCGGGAUCUCCACGAGCAGUUAGGCUGGAGCUCAUCGUGAAGUUACUAGAGCGUUGUGUACCGUUGAAGGCCGAAUACCGCUACCUCUCGGUUGCCCAUCUGGCAGGGGAUGAGGACUAUCGGGAGGCUGUACUGUUGCGGAUAUCACGCCAAAGGGCGGCUGCUCAUCGCGAGGGUCUAGGGGUCAGCGGUGAACUCCAGAGGGCGCUGGCUGUGCUGGCCCAGCUUGAUGGUGACGAUGAGAUCCCUGAUGAUUCUGACUCGGAGUUUUGCGAUGAUGUGAGCACUCCGUCAGGCAGUGGGGACUGGGAAGGGAUGCUGGACGGCAACGAGGAGGACCUUGUGGCACGACUUGACGACCCUGAAUUCAUAGAAAAAGUCGCUGGCAAUAGCAACAGUAUAGGGAGCAACCAUCGUAAUUAUAACAGGACCGUUGCGGUGUUGGCUUUGGAACAGUUGUGUACUCUUCUUACUACUGAUAUUGGUGAUACUACUUGUGACGGUGCUGCGAUGAGACUCCUUUCGAAGUGUAUCGAGCUGCCAGAUUUGCUCGAGGACAGGCUUAAAGCAACGAUCGCCGAGUUGGCAUCGAGGGAAACCCACAGGCGCGAGGAUGAGGAGAAGUUGUUGAACCGGUAUUUCUUGGCGAGGAAAUUACUGGAUAUAGUCGUUUGUGGCGGAGGUCAGCUGACGGAGACAUUGGUGCGGUUGCACGCGUUGCUGCCAGGCCUCAACGUGAGGCGGCUGCCCUUGAGCGCUGAGAGCGUGCUGGAGGAAUGCAGGGGGUCUCUAUCGGUGGUGGCGGAAAUCUGUGUUGUAGUCGAUGGCGUCAUCGGGCUGGGGUUCGAGGCUACCCAGCUGGCUGACCUGGCCCUCCGGCAGAAGAGUGUCUUCGAAAAGAUCCCUGCAUUGUUGAGGCCCUACUUGAGUGGUCAGUUGGGAGAAGACAGCGCGGAGGCAUCGCUGGGGGAAAACGAUUGGGACUUUGACGAAGUCGGGAACGAUGGUGGUUGGGACGACGAGGUGAGGGAGAAACCUGAUGAGGUCGGUGGUGACGAUGAAAGUAUCUUUGCGGACGACCCCGAUGGUUGGGACUUCUAG